CUUCCGCUGAGCCUGUCAUCUGUGGGUUGAGGGGCUGUGCGCGCGCAUCUCCUGCAUUAUGGCUGCAUGUAGCCGCUUGUUAAGUUUGGGGAUUCGAGUUUUGGCGCAGCGUGUCCCAUGGCAGGGACAUUCCUGGUUACAGGAGACGGCUCAGCUUGUACGAGUACGCAGGCAUGGCGCUUGUCGCUUCCUUGCGCAACUAACUCCGAGAAACAACAUUAAAUUUAAGCUGGAUGAGAAGACGGCACAUAGCAGUCUUGAACUCUUCAAGAAAGAUACAGGAGUGUUAUACUACAUGCUGGGUGUGGAUCCAACGAAGGUGCCUGCUAACCCAGAGCGUUUUCGUGAAUGGGCAGUAGUUUUUGGUGAUACAGCUAUUACAACAGGCCGUCACUACUGGGAGGUAUCGGUUUGCAAGUCUCAAGAAUUUCGUAUUGGAGUUGCAGAUUCUGACAUGUCUAGAGAGGACUGUGUUGGAACUAACAAUAGCUCUUGGGUUUUCGGCUAUACACACCGAAAAUGGUAUGCAAUGACAACUAAUGAGAUGGUGCCUGUUUCUUUGGUUGGAAAGCCUGACAGGGUUGGGCUCCUUUUGGACUAUGAUGGACAAAAAUUAGCACUAGUGGAUCCAGAAAAGCAAUCCAUUAUCCAUGUUAUGACAGCAAAUUUCAAAACCCCAAUUUGUCCUGCUUUUGCACUUUGGGAUGGAGAGCUGGUAACUCACACAGGACUGCAAAUACCCGAUAGCCUUUAAAACCAUCAAACUUUUUAAUUCUAUAAUACAUCAAUGAAUUAAGUUUUUUUUUUUUUUUUAAAACUUUGGUGUGCUUAUACUUGAUUUUGAUUAUGUGUAAUCAGCCUUGACGGGUAUCAUUUAAACAAGGAAGCAUCUUCCCAAAGUAUCAUUUACAACACUUUUUUAGAUGUAAAUGGAGUUUAUAUAAAAUGCAGUUGUAUCCGAGUGAAGCAGCCUGGGUUUAGUACAGUAAAUUGGAAAAAAAUACUUUCUAAUUGCCUUUAUAUGUGACAAAUGAAAAACUAAAGCAAAUAAUAAUAAUCAGGGAGAACAGGUUUUGAGUGGUAAUUAAACACAGUUGGGUGAUUCAAACAAGAUGAGCUCAAACGGCAUACAGAAUUCAAGCUGUUUAUACUAUAAAGAUAUACACUUAUAGGCAUCAAGGUGCUGUGAAAUACAUUUAUAUUACUUAUGCUGGUUGAUUUUCAGUAAUAAAGGAAACCGGAUGGAUGUGAAUAAAAUAUCAGUUGUGGUGUUCUCCUGGUGGGAUACAUUAGUUUAAAGAAAUGGUGAGAACCUUUCACAUUUAUUUAGGCAAUUGCUGUACAAUGGUAGUCCUCUUCAGGUGAAGUAUCUAUUGGUGCCACGUAUGUAUCAACCAAAUUAUUUUUAUUUUUGUCAAAGUCAACAGUACUGAUGAGUCCCAUGAUUUUAGUAAUGUAGUUUUGUGGAGAUGCACACAAAACAGAUCUAGUAGCUAAGGAAUUGAACUAUAAAGCACAAGAUUGCAAGCUGGAUUUGUGUCCUGGACUUGCUGUAAGUUAAGGUGUAUUUGGAGCGGCAUUCCAAUGCAGAUUGUAGUUAACCCUUUAAUCCCCUACUUAAUCUGUGUCUGGUUAAUGUUGCACUUUACUGAAGUUACAGUGCCAAAGCAGCAAUUUAUAAGGUAUACAAGUGAUAUUGCAUGAUUUACUGAUUAUUGUAGCCAUAUUUUCAAAAUGUUUUGUAUUUAUAAAAUGAAAACCAACCUAUAGGAUAGACUUAAGUCCAUUAUAAAUGCAGAUAUUAAAUUUUAUUCAUGAUUUUAUGAUCGCCUGUACACACUCCUUUUGCUAUCCCCUGCCUAUACUGACUUCUGUUACUAGGGUCACCAACUGAAGAGAUAAUAGUAGUUAGCAUGCUACAUAUAAAGUAUUUUGGGACAUGGCAUUAUAGAAAUAAACAUUUAAAAGUGAAAUUAUAAAACCCGGAUAUCUAAAAGGGUAAUGAUAAGUUUGUCAUUGUGUUUUCUUCAAUGUGGUUUACUUUAAAUUAUAGCAAAUAAAAUAUUUGUAUAAUUGUAGAGAACUUUAAUAGAACAGAAAAAAAUGCCAGCUAAAGGAUGAGUUAAGGUUAGUAAAUGUUUCAUGCAGUGAUUGGCCCACAGUGUUCGGUGAAUUGUAAUUUCCAGUUUGUAAAGUCACUGAGAAAUAGCAGUUUGCUAAAUUUAAAACUUAAAUAAAGAAUGUGCAGGUAAAUAACAAACAAUCAUGAGUUUGAAGGAGUUUUACAAGAACAUGAGCUGAACUCAUUGAUUUACUUUAAAAGACUUAAAUCAAAUCUUGUUUCAGUUUUCACCAGCAGGUGUCACCAUAAUCAUUAAGGGAAAUAAGUACACUCCAUAGGUACUAAGUAGUAUGGUACUUUAAUGCUGCAGUGUUUCAGCUUCAGAGACAGUUUCAAAAAUCCAUGUUACUUUUUGUGUAUUGGGACAAUGGGACAUUUUGAUUUUGCAUAUUAUUUACGAAGGACUCGGUUAUUUAACAAAAGAGAGGAAGGAGCUUAAAUACACACAGAAUAAAUAAAAAAUUACCCUUCAAUUUAGUGAAUAUGAUUAAUUAAUGUAUAGUCAUGCAGGUUGAAGCCUAUCCCUGCACAACCCAGUGCAAGGCAGAGUACAAACAAUGAUAGAAUAUUAAUUUGUCACAAUGUAUCCAACCAUAAUCACUCACACUAGGCCAUAUUAAAGUUGCAGAUUAAUAUAACGUUAAGGUCUUUAUGAUGUGGGGAAAACUUGGGUAAAUAAAGGGAGAACACGCAAACCUCAACCAUUUAUUAAAACAAUUUAUCCACUUCAAUUUGAUGAAGGGAAUAAACCUAGACUGUUGAAAAGCUGUCCACUGGACUAUCCGCUGACAGCUUUAUUACUGUGCUUUCUUACCUUUCAGGUAACACUUUCUUUGUAGCAUUUUUGGUGGGAUCACACUGUGCCACACCAGUUUAGUCUGGCUGAACUGACCUGCAGACAAACACAGAAAUACACUCACGUAUAAGUAGACUAACACUACUUUAUGGAUAAAAAUAAUAAAAGGUACAUAGGGAAAGCAGUUUAGAAUGGAAGAGGGAUACCAUACAAAAAAGGAAAAUAUAGAAAACCAACCCCAUGCAUCAAACUCAUGGAAAGAAAGUUCUGGCAAAUGUUGGCUAAUUGAGAACACCGGGGCCCCACAAAACGUCAAUUUUAAUGAAGAACAAGCAAUUUUAAAGCAGCAUGCUUCCAAAUUCAUGUGCUCUCAUAUAGAAGGGUGUUUAAUGCCCCACAGUCGAAAGAAGCUCAACUGUAAAAAAAAAUUAAUUGAACUCUCCCAUGCCCAAAGACUGGUACUGUAAAAAUUGUACUUUAAUGUGAUGUCAGCAGCUAAGGAAAAAGUGGAAUUGAGCUGUGAUACAUUGGUAAGGUUACUGCCUGUCUGGUACAAUGUCCUGGGUUUGAAUUGUAGACUUUUCUCCGAUUGUGUGACAUUUCAAUAUUCUUGUCCAUUUAUUUUUCUCCUGCAUCCUAAACGCAUGGAGGUUACUUGAUAUGUAGUUCUGUGUUCGUCAUCUGUGGUGUGUUUGGCCAUCUCCUCCUUUGAUCAUAUGCACAACUUCAAAAUAUACCUUCACAAACCUUGGAGUUCCCUGAUUUACAUUUCUAGGUGGCCAUCUUCUUCAUGGUGCCAAAUCCUUCAUUCUCCUGCCUGAGAAAAUAAUAAAAAUCUUUGCAGCC
Messenger RNA from Polypterus senegalus (gray bichir), 3764 nucleotides. RefSeq names its product SPRY domain-containing protein 4-like. The record is from RefSeq and is a predicted model, not a curated record. Gene Ontology annotation, molecular function: protein binding. Lineage: Eukaryota; Metazoa; Chordata; Cladistia; Polypteriformes; Polypteridae. The transcript has 2 exons. The coding region runs from base 59 to 754 and encodes 231 amino acids.